Molecule: messenger RNA, 1824 nt
Organism: Bacidia gigantensis
Lineage: Eukaryota; Fungi; Ascomycota; Lecanoromycetes; Lecanorales; Ramalinaceae
Exons: 5
Coding region: 1-1824 (607 amino acids)
Molecular function (GO): RNA binding
Source: RefSeq, a predicted model, not a curated record
AUGACCGAACCCGAAGAGCUUGAGGAUGACCUUUUCGCCGAUUUGUACGAUGGAGACGACACUUCAAAACCACAACCAGAAGCAACUCAAGGUUUCGAGCCUGAACAAGUACCUCCGCCCGUUGAGGCCCCUCCUGCUCCAGACCCUGUGACAAAUGCAUAUGAGCCCCCUGACGAGACUAUGAAUGGUACGGGCUCUGAUGAGGAUGCUGGUCGUGCAUGGAACGGCGGUCAAAAUGGCGUUGUGGAUCCGACACAUUAUGGAAUUGAAGCGGAGCCGGAGCCGGAGCCAGAAUCGCGGCCCAUUGGCAUCAAAGAGGAUGGGAAAAUGUUUAUUGGUGGCCUCAAUUGGGAAACGACAGAUCAAUCCCUCAAAGAAUACUUCUCGAAAUUUGGCGAAGUGCAAGAAUGCACCGUCAUGCGCGAUGGUGCUACAGGCCGCUCCCGUGGCUUCGGCUUCCUGACGUUCAGAGAUCCUCGGACAGUCAACGUAGUAAUGGUGAAGGAGCACUACCUGGAUGGCAAAAUCGUAAGGCCCGACAUUUCUACUUCCAAGAAAACCCCCUUCCAUCUGCGGUCCCCCAGCUCUCGUAUGAGUAUCAAAAGGAAUUUAUUAACGUCUCUUCACGAAUCAAAGAUCGAUCCCAAACGAGCCAUUCCCCGCGAUGAACAAGAACGAACAAGCAAGAUCUUCGUAGGCGGUGUCAGCCAAGAAGCCAACGAGCAAAUUUUCAAAGAUUACUUCGCCCAAUACGGUAGAGUCGUCGAUGCCACUCUCAUGAUGGAUAAAGACACCGGCCGACCUCGAGGCUUCGGAUUCGUCACAUUUGAUAGCGAAGCCGCAGUCGAAAACACGCUCAAUGGCGAUCUAACAAUUCUAGGCAAACCGAUCGAAGUCAAGAAAGCCCAGCCUCGCGGUGACAUGCAAGAAGGUGGCGGCGAUUCCCUCGGACGUGGCGGAAGAGGAGGUCGCGGCGGUCGCAAGAAUUACGAUGAUCGCUACAACGAUAAUCACAUGAACGGCAACCGAGGCGGCAAUGACAUGCAACAAGGUAAUUUCGGCGGCGGCGGCGGUCAGAACGGCAUGACGCCUCAAAUGAUGGCCCAGUACUGGCAGAAAAUGCAACAAUACUUCGCUAUGAUGCAGCAACAAAUGGCCGCUGCAGCCGGCGGCGGGAUGGGUGGCAUGAAUCCGGCCAUGAAUCCGGCCAUGAUGCAACAGAUGCAGCAAAUGCAGCAAAUGCAACAACUCAAAGCUAUGCAGCAGAUGCAACAGAACCAAGGUGGUACCGGCGCCGGCGGUGGAGGGGAUGGAAGAGGAAGCGCAUCCCCCAUGCCUGGAGGUGGCGGCGGAGGCCAAGAGGGAAUGCAAGGCAUGAACCCGCAGAUGAUGCAGCAGAUGCAAGCGAUGAUGGCGCAGCAAAUGGGCGGCGGCGGCGGCGGUAUGGACCAAGGAAUGGGUGGUAGUGGUGGAGGCGGCGGCGGCGGUGGCAUGGCCCCCAACCGAGCCAACAGCGGCACCCCCGGCGGCUUCAACGCACAGGAGCAACUAGCCUUCGAACAGCGGAAAUACGAGGAACAGCAAGCACGCGCGCAAGGGGGUUACGCUGGGGGCGGUGGUGGGGGUGGAGCGACGAGCUGGGAAGGCAUGUACGAUGACGCGCCGCCGCCUGACAGCGGCGGUCAUGGGGGAGUGCUCCGCCUGCCAAUGCGCCGACGGGGCCGAAGAAUGCGGGAAAACCUGGUGCGAACUAUCGAGGGGGUGGGCAUCGAGGUGGAGGGAGGGGAUGGCAUCCCUAUGCUCGAUGAACAGUGGGUAGAGUGA